GGCUGGCUCCUCAGCCACGUGACCAGCCAUCAUCCUCCUCAAUGAGAAAGAAACAAAAACAACCGUCACUAACAGUAACUAGCAACACACACGUAACAAUCGUUUCCUAUUUGCGUUCGCGUGACAAUCCUCGUUGCUGAAAAUUUUUCGCGAAUGCACGACGCGUAGUGACACCACCCCCUUGAAACUGAAGACUCGCGAGUGCAACCUUGUCAUCAACAUCUCGUCAAGUGGAGGAUUUUAGUGUAGUUAAAGGAUUAAAGUGAUGGUUGGUGUGUUUAAGUCCGGCGACGGGCGCCUUCAAUGAGAAUCAAGCAUCAGAUCCGGAUGCCUAGUGGACAAUUGGAGGACGAGGACUUUGUGGUGGUUAAAACGCGUUCCAACACGCCAGAAGGGGCGGCAAUCGGCGGCGGCGGCGGCUUCUGGUUGUCAGCCGUGUCGGCCGCGUCGGGUGGGCCCCAGCACCCUGGGUUACCUCUCGAGGGUUGCAAUGAGACAGGUUUCAUCAACAGCCAGCCCUCCAUGGCCGAAUUCAUGACGGCGCUUCCCCAUCUAUCAGGAGAAAUGCCCCACGGACCCCCGAUGAGCCCCCAGCACACUCCACCGGGCGCCGGGUUUCCUAUGGACGUGCCCCACGGCAUGGGAUCUCCCGGCGUUAAUGUGCCUGAAUACCCCUGGAUGAAAGAGAAGAAAACCACACGGAAAAAUAGUCAACAAGAAAAUGGCCUUCCGCGGCGAUUAAGGACAGCUUACACAAACACGCAGCUCCUCGAAUUAGAAAAAGAAUUCCAUUUUAACAAAUAUCUCUGCCGUCCUAGAAGGAUCGAAAUAGCAGCUUCGUUAGAUUUGACUGAAAGACAGGUAAAAGUAUGGUUUCAAAAUCGCCGCAUGAAACACAAACGACAGACGUUAGGCAAAUCUGGAGAAGACGGCGACGACAAAGACUCGGUGACAAGCGAGGGCGGCAAAAGUGCAAAACUUGGCGAUAAAUUCCUGGACGACGAACUAUCCAAAAAAUCCUGUCAAGGCUGUGAACUACCGGCCGGCGGUUUGUGCGGCUCACACGAAGAAAUCCCCGACAUCAGCUCCACUAGAGGUAACAACAACAAUACACCAAGUGCCACCAACAAUAAUACCAACUUUAAUAACAACAGUAAUGGCGCUAGCAGUGUUGGAAGCUCCAGUUCUUUUGAUAAACUGAUCAACGAAGAAGACUCGAGAAGUAAUGAAGACAGUGGAGCUCAUUCGUCUCCAAGAAUAUCAAAAAAACCAGCUUCAUCCACAACAAAUAACCCGGUAUCGGUAAAAGUCGAAGGAAGAAGAAACUCACCGAAUUCAUGUGAUCGUAAAAUCGGUUUAAGUAAAGUAUCGCCUAAUCUGGCGCACAAAGAAAACAGUACAAUGGGACUAAAUCAAGAAAGUAUGCCAGUAAAAAUGUCUCCUAAAAACUCGUCUCUUCCUGGGACUCCCAGCCUACAUCCUAGUCCGUUAGGGAUUAAUUCAAGUAUGAUGUAUCCUCACAUACAGCGUUCCUCACCAACGACUGCAACUGCAAUAGCUUCUGCAACUGUAACAAUUCAAAAUGUUCCAAAUUCCAUACCACCUUUCGCAUCGAGAGGUUCAGGUCAUCAUUUUUCCAAUCAGUAUCACAUGAACAACCAAGGGGACUACCGAGAAAGAACUAAGCAGCAACAUUAUCAAAACAUGAACCAUAUGUAUUCCGGAAACAUUUACAAUCCCGAACAUACUGUGGAAAGCGGUUACAUAAGACAUAACCAGGAGAAUAAUAUACAUGGAUCAAGGUUGUCUGGUAGAGGUAGUAGACAAAAUUAUCACGCUGGUUAUCCAAAUCAGCAGUACCACUACUACAACAAAAACCACGCGGAAAACUAUGCAGGUAACCAAACUACCUAUACACAGAACUACCAUGGAGACCACGCAAACUACAAUAACUAUGGUUACCCUGGAAAUAUGUACCCUAACGAAACUACAGAAACCAUGACAAAUUCCGUACCGCCUGCCCACGAAAAUCAACAUUACAACUACAACUACGAAAACAUGCACAUUUCAAAAGUGCAAAACCAAAACGACUAUCAAACAAAGGUGAAUCACUACCAAAACAACUACAAUAGUACACAAGUACCACCAGUAAACAGCGAUCCUAAUUACAUGGCCCCGGAGAUGUUUCCCAAUGCUGCCAACUCUACGGCCAUCAUGACGCCACCAACGAGCGUCCAAACGGAAAACAGUGAUUCGUACAACAAUUUUCAUCAGUUUUAUGGAGCGGAUUCGGCGCAGACACAAGUACCUGCAGGGGAGAGUAGCAAUAGUUCUUCGGACUUUAAUUUUUUGAGCAACCUGGCCAACGACUAUACGCCGGAGUACUACCAAAUUUGAUUCAGUGCAAUGGACGGUAUUUCCACCGUUGAGGAUAUCUGUUAGGACGUAUUUAUAUCAAUAAAAUAAAGCAUUUGGUUCAUUUAAUUUUGCAUUUUUUAUAAUAAUAAAGCUUACAAUUUACAGUAUUAUUAUAAAGAUUUGUUACAACUGCGAGCUUAAAAGUAGCACAAAGAAGUUGAAACUCAGCACAUAAGGUGUAAAUAAGUAGCUAAUACGUUUUAUAAUUUUAACGGUAAUUAUU
This is a messenger RNA of Brassicogethes aeneus, 2641 nucleotides long. Lineage: Eukaryota; Metazoa; Arthropoda; Insecta; Coleoptera; Nitidulidae. The record is from the annotation of a GenBank genome assembly.